Sceloporus undulatus (fence lizard) is the source of this 2945-nucleotide messenger RNA. It is a transcript of the gene NR0B2, whose product is annotated as nuclear receptor subfamily 0 group B member 2. Gene Ontology annotation, molecular function: transcription corepressor activity; transcription factor binding. Gene Ontology annotation, cellular component: nucleus; cytoplasm. The record is from RefSeq and is a predicted model, not a curated record. Gene Ontology annotation, biological process: circadian rhythm; negative regulation of transcription by RNA polymerase II. NCBI's taxonomy places the organism in Eukaryota, Metazoa, Chordata, Lepidosauria, Squamata, Phrynosomatidae. Bases 1463 to 2221 code for a protein of 252 amino acids. The transcript is spliced from 2 exons.
AUACCAAGAAAUGUUUUAGGCAAUGUGCGGGUGGUAGUUUUGGACUACAGCUUCCCUAAGUCCCAUUCAACCUGGUCAUUGAGUAGAGAUGAUGGACUUUGUAGUCCAAAAUAUAUAAAAGGCACCAUACUGGUUCAGUAUAACAUUGCCUUCAGAAAAGCCUGUAUAACGUGUGCAAGCUUUUACAGCAUUGUAACUGGUUGCUUUCAAUAAGCUUGAAGGUUUCAGCCUUCUACAUGCUUCAGUGUUUUUCCCCUGCAGGAAGCUGCAAUCUUUCCCUUCUUUCCUGAGCUGACAGCAGGCCAUUGACCCGAUUCCUCUGUGCUUUAUGGCCAUUCACUAACUGCAAGACUUCUUGCCAUGGAGCAGCAGUUAAGCCCACACAGUUGUACUCUUGUAAUCUCAUGAACCUUUGAAAGGCCUUGUUUGCUAAUAUUCCUCCUGUUUUCAUAUGUGUGUAUUUACAUGUAUAAGAAUGCUCUGUGCAAAUCUGAUCACCCUAUCUCCUGUUCAUUGCUUAAUGGGGUGUAAUGUGAUCUCCCAUGGGCCAAAGAACUGGAGGGGCCCUGGAUAGAGAAAUAGGUGCCUGCAGCUUUGCAUAAAAGUAGGUGGUGUAGCCACUGGAAGAAAAGUUGUGAAUACAGGAAAUAGUUCAGUAGCUGCCCCUGCCAAUGGCAUAGACCAAGUACUCCUUGUGUAGUUUACUUGUGCCUCUGUUCAACCUCUGACAAAUUACAAAGACACCACAAAAGUGCUGGCUUUCUCCACUAUAGAAACCUCAUAAUACUUGGUCUGUUAGGUGUCUUUGCUAGUGAGCGUAUUGGCUCCCCUACCCUUUCUUCAUUAUCAGCAAAGAGCAACUGUCUGAGUUAAACAAACAGCUUGCAGAUAAAUUGACUUCCAGGUUGCUUGUUCCAAGGCUAGAAUUUUAUGAGCUGUUUUGCCACUGGGCUGUCUUUCCUGGGCUGUAAAUGGAGGGUGUGUGUACAUACUCCUUGGCAGUGACCCCUGCCAUAUCCUGAAACCUGAUUACACACCUGAAGCCUUGGUGCCUUGGUACAGGCUGGGUUAAUGACUUUGUUUAUACUGAUAAGGACAAUUGAGAUAAAAGUAGUCCUCUAGGUCCUGGGUCUCCUGGCCCCGGCUGGCACCUUCAUUGAGAAAACCUUUCUUUGGGCCACGUGAAGAUUCGGUUUCUCCCCAGCCAAUCGGUUCAGGGCAGGCUUGUUUUUCAAUGAGCUGGCCGCUGCUUGUCAAAGGGAGGUCAAGGCUGCUGGAAGGGGUGGUUUCCAAUCAUCCCUUCAGGGGACUUAUAAGUAGAGCUGGGAAAUCGAAGCCACAGAAAAGACAGGAGAGGUGGAGAAGUGACAAAAACACCCCUGUAGCUGGAAGUACAAGAAACCUGUGGGGAAAGCGUUUAUUUUUCAGAUCGUGAUCCUGUACAUUCUGCUCUUACCUGGACAUGGAGUGUGGCCCAUGCCACCAUGAAGAAAACCAAAAUGCCAUCCUUUACACCCUCCUGAGCCAGAACUUGACCCACCAUAGGGGUGACCACAGCCUUUCUCAACAGAGCUGCAUGUGCCACAAGCGCCGCACGGUCUGCCUCCAGACCCCACAAGCCACUUGCCAAGCCGCCUCUGAUGUCUUAAUGAAGACCAUCAGCUUCAUGAAGAACCUGCCUUCCUUCCAGCUCCUGCCUUGGGAAGACCAGCUCCUGCUGCUAGACAGCUGCUGGGCACCUCUCUUUCUUCUGGGGCUGGUCCAGGAGAUGGUGACCUUUGAGGUCAUGGAGACCCCAGCUCCCAGCAUGCUGGAGAGGAUCCUUCUCGAUGGGUCCUGCAAAAGGCAGGCGCCCCAAAGGGCACAGCCCACCCUGGCCAGUGUACAGCGCCUCCAGUGUUGCUUGAACUCUUUCUGGAGCCUGGACCUGAGUCCGAAAGAGUAUGCCUAUCUGAAAGGUGCCAUUCUUUUCAACCCUGACAUACCUGGCCUUAAAGCUUCCUCCUACAUUGAAAGCCUGCAGAAGGAAGCUCAGAGAGCACUCCAAGAAGUCUUGGCGCUUCUCCACCUGGAGGAUCAAGGCCGCUUUGCCCGCAUCUUGCUGAUUUCCUCCUCCUUGAAGUCCAUCCCUCCGGCCCUCAUUACUGACCUGUUCUUUCAGCCGAUCAUUGGCAACACGGACAUUCUCGAACUGCUCUCUGAUAUGUUGCUCAUGAAAUAGCUCCUCUCUGAAGUCCCCCUUCGGAGUAUGCAUCAAACACAUUGCUUUUUGCUCAAUUCCAAGGUGGGGAGAUGGCUGACAUGGACCAUGCAGUGGACGAGGGCAUCCCAACAAGGACUUUGCAGACGGAGGCCAUUGGCUUGACAGAUGAUUUUUGCACAGACUUUCAAAACACAAGACAACACAAAACACAAGAAGGAAAACUGCAUUAAUUCUGCAGUGUGGAGCAACCAAAUUAUAGUAGGGUCUCUCUAUCUUUUGCUGUUUGGCCUUUGAUUUUCAUGCCACUACGAACAGUUACGGUCAGAAACCUUCAUUCCUUUUAUCACUGAAUCUAUUCCACAGCUGAUGAAAUUACUGCCUGUCAUCUUGUGUCAUCCAGUCUAGUAACUUCUCAUCCCUUUAAUUCAUUGUUGUUGUUGUGUGCCUGUGUUUCUGACCUAAGGCAACCCUAUCAUGGGGUUUUCUUCGCAGGUUUCUACAGAGGAGGUUUGCCAUUGCCACCCUCAGAGGAUGUCACCCAGUGGGUUUUAGUGGCCAAGCUGAGAUUCGAACCCUGCUCCUCAGAGUCCAACACUCAAACCACAACAUCUGUCAUAUCAUUAUUGUACCGGCUCCCGAUGUCAUUAUUUUAUGCACACCUCCUUGUGAUUUGUAUGUGAUAAGAUAUGCUAAUUUAUUAUUUUUGUAAGAAAAACACAAAUAAAAAUGUUUUGCAAUGUAA